Messenger RNA from Acromyrmex echinatior (Panamanian leafcutter ant), 3372 nucleotides. RefSeq lists its product as uncharacterized. Gene Ontology annotation, cellular component: chitin-based extracellular matrix. Gene Ontology annotation, molecular function: structural constituent of chitin-based larval cuticle. The record is from RefSeq and is a predicted model, not a curated record. NCBI's taxonomy places the organism in Eukaryota, Metazoa, Arthropoda, Insecta, Hymenoptera, Formicidae.
GAAGAUGUAUUUCGAAUGUUCCUCGAGUAUCAUGUUAUCUUUGUUUAACAUUCUAUUUUCUAAGAUGGAGUGAUACGUCUGAGUGAAACCGGAAACACAGGCAAUAGGAAUAAGAAAUUUUAACCUAUCAGAAAUCCAUUCUAAUAUGCAUGGUCUCUAAUAGGUCAAAAUUUGUUAUUUCCUGUUCCUAUAUUGUCUAUAUUUUUCAUUGUGUUUUCGGCUUGACACUCGGGUGGGAAUCUGAACCCACGAUGCAUGUCUGAACAACACGAGAGAAUUCGUCGCAAGAUCACGUGUGGCACGUGCAAUGAUUACGCGCGCCACAAAUUAAUAAUUUCAAGCUCGUUCACGCGUCAUGUGAAUGUGGAGUACUCGUGAUGGUGGGCGAGCGCGGUCUUAGAUGGGAAAAACCGUCAUACGGCUUUUACAUGGAGGGGGAUGGUCGCGAAGAAAGGAGUGUAGAUCCGUCGUGUACAGCGGAUCUGGAAAUGCAGGGACACAUCGCCGGUUCUCAGUCACAGUAUCGCGUCCUCUCAGUCCGCCUCGACGACAUCGACGCUGUUGACUGCGUUCCUCUUCCGUUUCUUUUCUUCCGUAAUUUCAUCCGGUCCGCGAAAAGAAGAAGAUAAGAAGAUAUAUGUGGGUUCUAGAUUUCGAUUAUUUUGAUCAAGAAAAUUUUUUCGUGCAGUUAUCGCAAUGGAGACUGAAUGUAUGUAAAGGCGAAUUUUGCUUGAGAAGUAAAAGAACGUUUUGACACGGCGAUCGCUGCAAAAAAAAAACAACGAAGAGGAAAUUCGAAGAACGUAUAUUGCAACCUCAUGAAGCACCACCAUGACCACGAUUUUGCGAACAUGUCUUUGCUUCAUUCUUUUGACGGCGUCGGCGCUGUGUUUAACGACGGACGAAAUUGAGGCCCAGAGAAGCGGCUGGAAUUUAAAUCCCAAUACGCAGUAUCACAUUCAGACUGAUGAGGGUCCGGAGAGAUUUUUUCGCUUUCAAACAUCGAACGGCCAGUAUAGGAAAGAGAAAAGAUUGGCUGAUGGUACAGUGAUCGGCACUGAAGGCUGGCUAGACCCUCUUGGAUAUUUACGACUGAAGGAUUACAUCGCGGACCACGAGGGAUUUCGAAUUUUAAAGUCAAAAAUGGUUUACGUCGGUAAGGAUCGAUCUAUUCAAGACGCGAUGGCGGAAGCAAAGAAGACUCCAGCGCAGACUGGAAUUUUGGCCAGGCCCAAAAGGCCACCAAAUCCUUUCAGACGACCAGAUUCUAAUGCCAUCGUGCCGCUGUCUGGCAACGACAUCACUUCCGGUUAUUACGUUCCGACGACUAUCAGACCCCGACCGAUUUCGAGGAACAAUUAUUAUUCUAAUCGACCAGGCUACCCUUCUGAACUUCAGAGCCUGGACGUUUAUCAUCGACCACAUGCUACGUAUUAUCGCGAAUCUGCAGCUCGACCACCAACUCAGAUUCUCGAAGCUCCAUACGAUCCUGCUAUCGGAAGUUCCUCCCUCAAGCCAAGCUAUCAAUCGCCAAGCGUUUCUCAAAACGAUUUCCCGUUAUAUGACGGCACUCAUACUACAGCGAAUGGUUUCCAGUAUUAUUUAAGGAGGCAAUAUCAUGAGGAGGAAAGGGAGCCUGAAGGCAACAACGUCGGCUCUUUCGGUUACAUCGAUCCAUUUGGUAUUAGACGAGUGAUUUAUUAUAAAACGGAUCCGUUCUCCGGUGGAUUCCUCCAUAAAAAGAACAAUCGAUACGUCGGUUUCAACGCGACGCCAUACGAUCCACUUCCGCCUGAUCUGUCCAGGACACGGCUCUCGAGAGCCCUCCCAACGAGCGCUUCGUAACAGUUCCGUCAUUAUUCAUUGCUUUGCCACGUUGUAGCAUCACGUUUUAUCGCGAAGAGUUCAUCAUCCAAUAUCGCGUCGACGCUGGGUUUCGCUACGCUGGACGGCCUUGGUUCGAUUCCGAUGAUCUCGACAGCGAGACCAUUUAUCGAAUCGAACUGCCGUCUGUUAUCGAUGUUCUCUUAAGCAAUCUUUGAUCGUGAAUUUUCUAGUCAGGAUGGAACCAACAGAUACUGUUAAAAGGAGAAAGAACAAUGAUGAAUAGAGACGGUCUCGUAAAUAUUAAAGAUCGUUUAUAUUCUAAGAUAGAUAAAAAUUCUCCGGCAGGGAUUCUCGAUCACCAACGUUGCUUAUGUAUAAUAUAUAGAUAUAACGUUUCUCAAAGUGCCACAACUAAUAUUCUUUUGAUGUACGACUUCGUUGUGUCAGUAUCGCCAACGAUUCCCAAUAUUAUUCGAGAUGAUGUAACAUUAUACGAGGGUCGAUCGAACCAGGAGACUAUCGAAAUACAGAUAAAAAGGUUCCAACGGAGAAUUAGAGAUAAGGAUUGUGCGAAAUUAACACAAUGACUUUCGUCAUCGAGAAGGCGGUGGCUUCCUGAUUCGUCGUCCUGUCUUUGUUCUGCUAUUAUCGCGAGUAGAUGAUCGGAUACCACAAAGAGACAACGUUAGAUGCCAUGCUGGACUAUAACUCAAUUUUCAGGGAAGCACAGUGGGACUUUCCUUGAAAAAAAAAUUGUAGAACGCGUCGGACAAUGUUCGCGAACCUUUCCAAUUGCGUCACCGAUCUCUAAGAAACGUGCGAAGACUCGCGACCGCCAUUGUCCUCAUACGCGUAAGUUUCUUUCAGUUAGUAGUCUAUUUUUUGCAGGGAUAUUUUAGAAAAUAUUUAUUUUCAUUUGAGAUGUAAUCAAAAUACAUAUCUAUACAAUUCUCUCUUAAUAGCAAAAUUAAAAAAAAAAUUUUUUUCAAACUAUCUGUUUAAAUUAUCGAAAGUUUUUGCAAUUUUCUGUAGCUUUUAGGGUAAGACUGCCAAGAAGUACACACUUUUCCCUUAUAUGCUAUAUAACUUAUACAAGAACUGUGUUUGAACAGCAAAAUGCUACUUAUAUGCUUCUACUUUCUUAGUCUAGUUUUCAACCAAAAAUUUGUCAAGUAUUGAUUUGACAUAAAUUCAUUUUUAUAGGAAAUUAAUUUUAUUGAAAAAAUAAAAAUAUAGGUAAAACAAUAUUUUUUUAUAGUGUAUAUCUUUAGGCAAAUAUAUUCUCAAGAAUACGACACUAUUAAAAAAAUAUCACUUAUUGUAUAAACAAUAUUGAUUAAGGUACAAAAAGUAUUAAUUUUUGUUGUUUGAAUAUAAAUCUUAUAAAUUAUACUUGAAGCAUUUUUUACAGAAUUCACAUAAAUAAGUUUUCGAGUGACAAUCGAUCCCAGAGCAAUCGAUCUAUGGGCCCAAAGUCAACAGCUUUGACAUUAGAUCCAAUUUUUAUUGGAUUUGAAAUUCAAAUACAAUCUGUUAUAAAAUAUA